AUGCCGGGCCCGGGCAUCAGCGCCCAGCAGCCCGGGGAGGACCGGGCGGAAGGGCCCCGCCGCCGAGGUGACCGGGGCCGCGAGGCCGCGGAGUCCCGUGUUCUAGCAGCUUUUGGCUUCGAAGGCGGAACCAGGGACCUGUUGGGGGCGUCCCUCGGGGAGAGGGUUUCUCCGCUUCCUCCGUUCCCGCGGUUGACACUCCCUCCUUCCAAAGUGGGCCCCCGGGAGGGCGCAGGGCCGCUGGGGCGCUCGCGUUGCGCUCCUAAGCGCGCACGCCCAGCCGGGCUCCCUUUUUCUGCUCUCUCUCCCGCUCCCCACGCCCGGACCACGUCCGCCUCCUCUCCAGGAGAGGACCGGGCUCCCAAGCCCCUCUCCGAGGCGCGACUUUGGUUUGUUGCCCUGGGGACUUCGGAACUGUCCAGAAGGGAAAGCGGGUAUCGCGCGCAGACGACAAACUGGAGAAGCGGGUCGCUGGUCCUUCCGCCGCUACGUUGCCGCGCUCGCAGGUCCCGCCAUCCUUCCGCCGGGGGUGUGAGCGGGAACUGCCCCGCCCCUCCCUGCCCCGCCCUGCCCCGCCCCGCCCCGCCCGACCCUUCAGGUACCACACAGUCCCUGAGCGCGCGGGCCGAGACUCCGGGCGGUGGCCCUCCGGUCCCCGCGCAGCUGGCGAGUCUUGGUAGCUCAGCGUGCAGACCUGCGGGACAGGACUGCCGAGCCGGCGAGCCUCGCGGAGCUCGGAAGAAGAAACCGGGUUCUCUCCAUCAAGAAAUUUUUGUGGAAGUUCGAGAAAGUCAUAAAACGGCCAAGUCUCGGCAGCAGCGGUGGCUCUGGGUGUGUGACAGAAAAAUCCGUGGGGAUGGAGCGCCCUGGACACCGGCUCAGCGACGUCCUCACCACACCCCUGUUUGCUGUAACUUACGCGGGGAGAGACGUGUCUCGAGUGACGACCGGCUGGGUCUCCCAGUGCCUCGGACACUAGAGCGAUCCAAAGCCCCAAGCCUUUGGGAGGGAGGAAGGCCACGGUGCCACUGGCUGCGGCCUCUGGCCGUCAGCAGGGCUGUACCAUAAAGCGUAAACAGUUAACAUCACAGUCAGCGCGGGGAAACAGAAAGAAAGCCAGUCUUGAGAACUUCUUCCAGCAGAGUGGACCCCCCUCUCCCCAUGUGAAGGAAACGAUCAUGAAGUUAAACUGCAGGGAAAACUUAAGAUUCCACCACAAAGCCGGAGCAGCUGGUUCCAAGGUAGUGAUUCCACGCGCCCUUGCCUUCCAGAAGCCUAAAACCGGAACAAGUUUCCUUUCCCCUGUCUCGCCCCUCGGAGAUAGAUGUCUCCCAACUCCUUUCUGUGUGCAAUCCGGCAGCUCCUUCCUGUCCCCGGCAGGAGUGUCGCUGAAAUGCUUUACUCUUAACUGUUGAUUGUUAUCGCUCUGAUUUCCGCGCAGCCCUCUCGCCAGCUCCAGGACCCCAGCGGGACCCUGCUCCCCUCCCCUCCAUCCUUUCCCCGAGCCUGAGCCUCUGGGCAGUGGGCACUAGCUGCACAUGACCGCCAGCACCGAGCACCAGCACCGCGGUCCCCUCGUGCACUUCCCACACACGCGCUGUGGGGGUGCGACAGGGAUUGCCCCGCGCCCUGCUCU
This is a messenger RNA of Vicugna pacos (alpaca), 1636 nucleotides long. Lineage: Eukaryota; Metazoa; Chordata; Mammalia; Artiodactyla; Camelidae. The record is from RefSeq and is a predicted model, not a curated record.